AAGGAAAUAACGUGUGUGAAAAGGGGAAACACGGCCAGGGGCAGGUACUUAUGCCAAUUUUAACGAUUUGGAUGGUAUUUUUAACAUUUGAGUUGCUCUAAAAUUCCGACUGUUUGUCGUCCGAUAUUUUCUGUGUUUUAACGGUACAUUUUCUCCCUCAUUUUCACAAAAAAGCGAAGUGAAACUCGUUAAACUCAGCAGACAGUUGAUUCUAAACUCACUGUCAUGUGAUAGUCUCAUGUGGGUGUUUUGUUUAUCUGUACUCUGAACGAUAGUAACGCGUAUUUUCGACAGGACUUGAAUCAUGGAUAACCGUGUGGUCUGCGUUAUUUUGCUUUCUUUCCUCGCAUACACUAAUGCUGAGCCGGUGAAAUUUUUGGACUGUGGCUCACUAGAUGGAAAGGUUUUUGAGGUUGACAUCCUGCCCUGCCCAAAACAGCCAUGCCAGCUUCACAAAGGACAAUCCUACACUGUCAAUGUAACGUUCAGCAGUGGUGUUGCGAGUCAGACCAGUAAAGCUGUGGUUCAUGGAGUAAUUGCUGGCAUCCCUGUUCCCUUUCCCAUCCCAGUUGAGGAUGGUUGCAAGUGUGGAAUUCUGUGCCCGAUUCAGCCACAACAAAUGUACAGUUACGUCAACCAGUUGCCAGUCAAGAGCGAGUACCCAGCAAUAAAGGUGGUUGUGGAAUGGGAAUUGAAAGAUGACUCCAGCAAAGACCUGUUUUGCAUCAAGUUUCCUGUUCAGAUUGUGAGCUGAAAGCCAAUAUCGAAGCCAUGAAAAGGACAUUUGAAAAAGGGAUAUCAAGGACAAAGACAUCCGUAUGUGUGCCUUAGUACUUCUCUAUGGACAUUUUAGACUUAAUUUAGAUGCAGAUUGUAUGAUUUAUUAUUUGAAAAUAUUCUAACCAUGACAGAUUUGUCAUUUUAAUAUUUUUGAUAUCUGUGGAUGCUCUAUAGCCACUCAACAAACAUUGCUUAAUUCCAUUUUGUGUUGUGCUAAAGUGUCAAUUAUUCACUAGAAUGAGAUGCUGACUAAUGACAUUAAUUCAUGUGGGAGAUUUAAAUGAUUUAUUCAUCCAAGGAUUUGUUAGCUGUUGUGUGGCUAAACGGUACUGUUGUCACUUGCAAUUGGUAGUGAACUUUUUUACUCUAAUUUUAAAUCUGCAUAUUAAAUAAAAAUUAGAUUUUAA
This is a messenger RNA of Myxocyprinus asiaticus (Chinese sucker), 1187 nucleotides long. RefSeq names its product NPC intracellular cholesterol transporter 2-like. NCBI's taxonomy places the organism in Eukaryota, Metazoa, Chordata, Actinopteri, Cypriniformes, Catostomidae. Bases 305 to 754 code for a protein of 149 amino acids. Gene Ontology annotation, molecular function: cholesterol binding. The transcript has 4 exons. Gene Ontology annotation, biological process: cholesterol efflux; intracellular cholesterol transport. The record is from RefSeq and is a predicted model, not a curated record.